Molecule: messenger RNA, 4062 nt
Organism: Saccharomycopsis crataegensis
Lineage: Eukaryota; Fungi; Ascomycota; Saccharomycetes; Ascoideales; Saccharomycopsidaceae
Exons: 1
Coding region: 1-4062 (1353 amino acids)
Biological process (GO): transmembrane transport
Cellular component (GO): membrane
Molecular function (GO): ATP binding; ATP hydrolysis activity; ABC-type transporter activity
Source: RefSeq, a predicted model, not a curated record
AUGAAUCGCACCACUAUAGAGGAUCACCCUCUAUCAUCAUCACCAAAAGACUAUAAUGAAUCACAAGAACUUGGUCUCCCAUUCCAGGGUUAUGACAAUUUGUCCUUCGAUAAUGUUAUGCCAGUGUCCAUUCUGGUAGACCAUCUUUCUAUUCAUCUAAAUGGGUCGUCACUUUUGAAGAAAAUCGGGAGCACCAAGAAGAAACAGCAGCAAGAUACCGAGUCUUCAAUUAAGUCGAGUUUACUUGAUGAUAUCUCUUUUCAAAUCCCCCCUGGGAAACUCUUUGCCAUAAUGGGAGGAUCAGGAUCAGGUAAAACUACGUUGCUCAAUACUUUGGCCAAAAGAUCGUCGAUCAAUAAUUCCAAACUCUGCCAAUCCGGUACAAUUUUGUACAACGGCUCAUCAAACCUCAACUCCAUCAACCAUGCCUACGUCAUCCAGCAAGAUAUUUUAAUCCCCAAUCUCACUUGCUAUGAAACCCUCAAGUAUGCCGCCACUCUCAGAUUGUCACUGAAGGUUAGCGAAGCCAAACAGGAAGAAUUGAUUGAUCUGAUCAUCAAUGAAUUAGGGCUCAAGGAUUGCAAGCACACCAUGGUGGGUAAUCAUCUCCAUAAAGGGCUUUCCGGAGGUGAAAAGCGUCGGCUUAGUAUCGCGAUUCAACUUUUAUCGAACCCGAGUCUUUUGUUUCUUGAUGAACCUACAACAGGACUAGACGCUCAUUCAGCGAUCUUGUUGGUCCACACGUUGAAAAAUUUGGCGAAAAAGGGCAGAAAUAUCGUGCUAAGCAUCCAUCAACCCCCAUCAGAUGUGUUCUUUCUAUUUGAUUACUUAUGCAUUUUGAGCCGUGGGUCACCAGUGUAUUGUCACCGCACUGAUGCAGCCUUGGAUUAUUUUGGCAAAAUGGGUUAUAAAGUCGAAGCAAAUGUCAAUCCCGCGGAUUAUUUGAUUGAUGUCACUAGUGUCGAUAACCGGGAUUUACAAAGUGAAACCAGAACUUUGCAGAAUUUAGAAAUGCUCAAAGAAAAUUGGAGGAAUUUUGAACAAAACUUGGAAAUUUAUCAAGAUAAUAAUAAUGAGAAAACCAUUGACAAAACUAAUGCCAUUGAAAAUUCCGGCAAUUUAUACAACUCUCUGGAAAUUCUUAAACAUUCAAGGGCUAACAUUUGGAGAGAAAUCAUAACCCUCACCAAAAGAGAUUUAGUGUUAACUUCCAGAGAUCCCUUGACUUCUUUGGCUCUCUGGGGUGAAGCCGCAUUUGUUGGGGUCAUUUUAGGAUGGGUUUUUUACCGUCCAGAUAACUCCUUGACGGGUAUCAGGUCAUUGACUGGGUGCAUUUACAAUGUUAAUGGUCUACAAGGGUACCUCAUGUUAAUUUUUGAAACAUACCGCCUUUGCUACACUGAUAUUCGGGUGUACGAUCGUGAACGGGCAGAAAACUCCGUUACGGUUCCCGGAUUCCUCAUAUCUCGACGGUUAUCGAGGUUUAUAUCACAGGACGUGGCAGUACCAACGAUUUUUACGAUUUUUACUUAUUUCAUGAUUGGAUUCAAGAGCACCGCCAAAGAAUUCUUCAUUUAUUGGGCCAUCAAUUUACUCAAUCAUCAAAUCGCCAUGGCGUACGCCGUGUUUGCAGUAUCUUUGUCAAGAGACUACACAAUUGCCGCAUUACUCGGGAACAUCAACUUCACUUUCCAGACUUAUUGCUGUGGUUUCUUUGUUAAUCUAACCACCAUGCCGGUGUAUGUUCGAUGGAUCAAGUAUUUGUGCUAUGUGUGGUACGGUUACGGGGUCACCGUAUCAUCACAAUUCACAGGGUUUUUCGGUGAUUGUCCUUAUAAUGAUGACCCUCUGGACCCUAGAUGUGUGACAUACACCGGAGCUAACAUCAUUGAAAACUUGGGGUUCUGGGAAAAUUGGAUCACUUUGCCAUUAUGUGUGAUGUUUGCGUUCAUUUGGAUAUUCCAUGGGUUGGCAGCGGUGGUGUUAAUGACAAGAAGGGUGGAUGUGGCAAUUGCCAAACAGUCCAAAAAGAGUAAACCAAUGACUCGCAAUGAUGAGGUCGAAGUCGAAGUAACCACCGAUUCGAAAUCAAUAUCCAGUUUCAAAGAGAAUAAACCAGCUUUAGAUGGUAUCGAUAUUUACUUGAACAAUAUUUCCCUCAAAGUUAAAGUGUUUGAUAUUUCUUUCCAAGGGAUCUUCAAAAGAGUAAUCAGUGGAGAUUUUAAAUUUUUGAAGCGUCGUAAAAAGUUCUCUUCCAAUCUUGAUCCUCAAGCCAAAGAAAUCCUUCAUCAUGUCCAUGCCACUUUCCAACGUCACAAAAUCAACGCAAUCAUGGGACCGUCUGGCUCUGGGAAAACUACGCUACUUAACGUUAUCAGUGGUAAAUUGAAAUCCAAUUUUGUGACCGAAUAUACCCAAGAGGGGGAAAUUUUGUUCAACGAGUAUCCUGUCACCAGUGACCUUCUUGCAGGAAUUUGUUCGUAUGUUCUUCAAGACGAUGAUAGUUUAUUGCCUUCUUUAACCGUUCGUCAGACAUUGGCGUUUGCUGCCAAACUUCGUCUUGCCAAAGUUCUAACUAAAAAAGAAAUCGACGCAAGGGUCACCGAUGUCAUUAUGAAACUUGGGUUAAAGGAAUGCCAAGAUAAUUUGAUUGGAUCAGAGCUUGUGAAAGGGAUUUCUGGUGGUGAAAAGCGACGUGUAUCUAUUGGUAUCCAAUUGCUCAAUGAUCCCCAAGUGAUAUUUUUGGAUGAACCAACCUCGGGACUUGAUAGUUUUACAGCGUUGUCAAUUCUUACGAUUUUGGAAAACUUGGCCACUGUUGAAAAAAGGACGGUGGUGUUAACAAUCCAUCAACCACGGUAUAGCAUCUUUGAAAGGUUUGGGCAGAUAUUACUUUUGUCAAAGGGGGGGAAUGUGGUAUUUAACGGGCCACCGUCAUCUAUGGCUAGUUAUUUUGAAAAAUUGGGUCACAUAUGUCCUAAAUUGACAAAUUUUGCUGAUUUCGUAUUAGAUUUGGUUUCUGUGAAUACCCAAGCCCCGGAAUUAGAGAAAUCGACUAAAGCUAGAGUGAAUAGUUUAGUUAACAGUUGGAAUGGGGGGAAGCCUCCCCAAUUUAAUGAUAAGCUGAUAAAGAAUAUUGACGAUUCAGAAGCAGUGUUUGGGAAGUAUCGGAAAGUUCCUGCGUCAUUUAGGGUGGCAUUCCCAUUAGUGUUCGGUCGUCAGUUUUCUAAUGUAACGAUUGGUGAGCUGAUUGCUAAAGUUCUUCAAUCAGCCGGUACUGGGAUUCUUUCGGCGUUAUUUUACGCGCCUCUCAAACACGACUAUGUCGCAGUGGUGAACAUCAUUGGAUUGACCCAACAAGUUUCGGCAUUGUAUUUUGUGGGGAUGUUGAAUAACGUGGCUCUAUAUCCUAUCGAACGUGACUUCUUUUAUGAAGAGCAUGCCGAUAAAGUGUACGGGAUCACUCCAUUCUUUGUACUGUACUCCAUUAUCGAAACAGGGUUGGAACUCAUUGCCUCUGUGGUUUUUGCGGUGUUGACGGUGUUUGCGAUUGGUUUACCACGCACUUGCCUGGUGUUCUUCAGUUUUGUUUACGUUGGUUGGAUGUUCAUUUCUUGUGGUGAAUCUUUGGGGAUUUUCUUCAAUACAAUUUUCCGACACACCGGGUUUGCCAUCAACAUCAUUUCUAUAUUUGUCAGCAUUUCGGUGAUUAUCUCCGGUCUUAUUGCGUUACAACUUCCGCCAUUCUUUAAAGGUAUCAACUGGGUGAAUCCUAUGCAUUAUGGGGUGAUGGCAAUCAGUAAUAUUGUUUUCCAAAAUGAGGAUAAAUUCACUUGUACUGCAGACUCGGGGGCUUCGGGAAAUGGUGAUGGUUGUAUUUUCAACAAUGGUCAAGAUGUGAUCGACACAUAUGGGCUCGGAGUGGAUUAUAAAUUAUAUUUUGGGUUAUUGGCGGUGAUGGCGGUGUGCUAUCGUGCCAUAGCGUUUAUUGUGUUGUGGAUGAGGGUCAAUAACUAUAAAUCUGGAGUUGUUAGAAAGUGUAUCGGGGCUAUUGUUGGAUAG